Molecule: messenger RNA, 1371 nt
Organism: Phaethon lepturus (White-tailed tropicbird)
Lineage: Eukaryota; Metazoa; Chordata; Aves; Phaethontiformes; Phaethontidae
Gene: DEGS1
Product: delta(4)-desaturase, sphingolipid 1
Exons: 2
Coding region: 25-888 (287 amino acids)
Biological process (GO): ceramide biosynthetic process
Cellular component (GO): membrane
Molecular function (GO): sphingolipid delta-4 desaturase activity
Source: RefSeq, a predicted model, not a curated record
AAACAUCCAGAGAUAAAAGCGUUGAUGAAGCCAGACUACAACUUGAUCUGGGUGGUUGUGCUGAUGGUUCUUGCGCAGUUGACUGCGUUUUACCUAGUUAAAGACUUGGACUGGAAAUGGGUAAUCUUCUGGGCAUAUGUUUUUGGAAGCUGUAUUAGCCACUCCAUGACGCUGGCUAUUCAUGAGAUCUCUCACAACAGUGCCUUUGGCAACAGCAAAGCAAUGUGGAAUCGAUGGUUUGGAAUAUUUGCCAACCUCCCUCUUGGUCUCCCGUAUUCCAUAUCCUUCAAGAGAUACCACAUGGAUCAUCAUCGUUACUUAGGUGGUGACGGGAUUGAUGUGGACAUUCCUACCAACUUUGAAGGCUGGUUUUUCUGCACCCGUUUUAGGAAGUUCAUAUGGAUUGUUCUUCAGCCUUUUUUCUAUGCAAUUAGACCUCUCUGCAUUAAUCCCAAACCCAUUACUCGACUUGAAAUAAUCAAUUUGUUGGCUCAGCUUUCCUUUGAUGUCGUGAUAUAUUAUUUAUGGGGAGUCAAAUCCACUUUUUACAUGCUUGCUGGUUCAGUACUUGGACUUGGGUUGCACCCAAUUUCAGGACACUUCAUAGCUGAACAUUACAUGUUUUUAAAAGGACAUGAGACUUAUUCCUACUAUGGGCCGCUUAACUUGCUCACUUUUAAUGUUGGCUAUCACAAUGAACAUCAUGACUUUCCCAACAUUCCUGGCAAGAGCCUUCCAAUGGUGAAGAAAAUAGCAGCUGAAUACUACGACAACCUGCCUCAAUAUAACUCUUGGAUAAAAGUACUGUAUGACUUUGUGAUGGAUGACACAAUCAGCCCAUAUUCACGUAUGAAAAGGCAGUUAAAGGGUGAAGUGAAACAAGAUUAAACUUCUGGCAACCAAAACUUUGAAAUGUCUGCUUGCUUUAAAGUGGCUGGUAUAAAGUCUCCUGCUAUAAAGAUGUUCCCCAGUGUCCUGAAUUAAGAUCUACAGCAACAUAGCAAUGCAUCCUUAAGGAUUUUGUAGCAGACUCCUACCAGCUAUAACAUUCCUCACAGUCCUCAGAUUCAUUGGUUUAAUGUGUAUAUGUUUGCCUAAGGAUCAGUGUUACAUGCAUAAUGCUGAAUCACUCUGUUACAGAAUUUACUUUGGCAGGUGUUAAAUCUAUAUAAAAUAAUCUGUCUGACUCUGAAUAUUUUAGAAGUUCUCAGUGUAGUACACUGCCCACAACAUGCUAUUUAAAUGACUAUAGUGUUAAGAUGCCAUACUUAACCUGUUAAUUCUAAACGUACAUGAUUUGUUAACUUAAACCUUCCGUUGAACUUGUUUCAUAACUUAUGGGUAGAAGAACUAAAUUUGCACAGAAAUGUU